This is a messenger RNA of Ilex paraguariensis (yerba mate), 633 nucleotides long. Lineage: Eukaryota; Viridiplantae; Streptophyta; Magnoliopsida; Aquifoliales; Aquifoliaceae. The record is from the annotation of a GenBank genome assembly.
AUGGUUGAGUCAGUUGUUGAUCCAAAAGAGAUGGAAAUGACAGAAACCAUUGACUUGGCUGAACAAAGUGGUAAGCUAGAUCGUUCUCAGAGAAUCUUUAGGAGAAGCAAUCUUGACAAGUCAUCGCAUUCUGUGAUUGAUUUAGAUGGGCUCCCAUAUGUCGGGCAGAGGAUAAAUCCAAAUGAGCCAUAUUGUAGCAUCUACGAUGAAGUAACAAGUACAGCUACAACUACCAAGUUAAAGGGUUCAGAACCUGUUAUUGUUGAUUAUGUUGCUGUAGAUGUGAAAAACAAAAAGAAUCUACAAAAAGCAAACAUAUGUUUUCGACGUCCUAGGAAUCCUAUAAUUGGUGAUAAAUUUAGUAGUAGGCAUGGGCAGAAAGGUGUUUGCUCUCAACUGUGGCCAGAUAUUGACAUGCCGUUUUCAGGAGUUACAGGAAUGCGUCCAGAUCUUAUUAUCAAUCCUCAUGCAUUUCCUUCGAGGAUGACAAUUGCAAUGCUUUUGGAGUCCAUUGCUGCUAAGUGUGUCCAUGACAUGGGUCUAAAUGUGAUCCCUGUCACAGUCCCUGGGACAGAGGGGCACCAGAGCAUGUCUGAUUUCAUGAUUUUCAAGUCUUCCAUUGAAGCACACUGA